Molecule: messenger RNA, 735 nt
Organism: Gastrolobium bilobum
Lineage: Eukaryota; Viridiplantae; Streptophyta; Magnoliopsida; Fabales; Fabaceae
Product: small ribosomal subunit protein uS11c
Exons: 1
Coding region: 319-735 (138 amino acids)
Biological process (GO): ribosomal small subunit assembly; translation; maturation of SSU-rRNA from tricistronic rRNA transcript (SSU-rRNA, 5.8S rRNA, LSU-rRNA)
Cellular component (GO): ribosome; mitochondrial small ribosomal subunit
Molecular function (GO): structural constituent of ribosome; small ribosomal subunit rRNA binding; mRNA 5'-UTR binding
Source: RefSeq, a predicted model, not a curated record
GGGGGUACAAUUCGAAAUUCAAAACGGAAAAAUGUAAUAAAUAAACCUUAUUUUCUUUCAAUAAAUAGAUUUGCAAUUAAAUAAAGGAAUGAUAAAUAUGAAAAUAAGGGCCUCUGCUCGUAAAAUUUGUGAAAAAUGUCGAUUGAUACGCAGGCGGGGACACGUUAUAGUAAUUUGUUCAAAUCCGAGACAUAAACAAAGACAAGGAUAAUAUUUCCACAAAAAGAGGACUUUUUUUUUUUAACCAGAUGCACAGAUAAAAUAAAUUUAGAUAAAAGAAAAAAAUAGUAUAAAUUUCAAUAUGAAAUCAUAAAAAAUAUGGCUAAACCUAUACCAAAAAUUGGUUCGCGUAAAAAUGGACGUAUUGGUUCGCGUAAGCAUGCUCGUAAAAUACCAAAGGGAGUUAUUCAUGUUCAAGCUAGUUUCAACAAUACCAUUGUGACUGUUACAGAUGUUCGGGGUCAGGUGAUUUCUUGGUCUUCCGCCGGUACUUGUGGAUUCAAAGGUACACGGAGGGGAACGCCAUUUGCAGCUCAAAUCGCAGCAGGAAAUGCUAUUAGAAUGGUAGCGGAUCAAGGCAUGCAACGAGCAGAAGUCAUGAUAAAAGGUCCCGGUCUCGGAAGAGAUGCGGCAUUAAGAGCUAUUCGUAGAAGUGGUAUAGUCUUAAAUUGUAUAAGGGAUGUAACCCCUAUGCCACAUAAUGGAUGUAGAUCUCCAAAAAAAAGACGUGUGUAA